GAAACCAUUUUACCUUAUUCUGACUACGACGGGCGACGCAUGCUGGCCAUUUUCCUGUACUUUGAAGAGAGUGUGGGUUGGUAAUCCAGCAGGCAAGCAAAAGGCGCUCAGGCUCCUGCCUCUGCGCCCGCCGUUUAUAUAGAAGCGCCUUGAUUCCUCCCCCUUUUCCCUUUCCUCUGGCGGGUACCUGACCUUGUUUUUAAUUGCUGAGCUCGUGUAUUCUUUUCCUCUACCUGCAUCACCACUGUCCUUUUUAGUCCUUCUCUUCUUGCUCUUAUUAAAAAUACUCCUGAAGGUUGGUUCUCCCUCCACUCGUCUGUACAUUGACAUCUACCCCACAUCUCUUAUUCCCACAAUGAACCCUGCAAUCACCACUCCUGGAAGCACCCGCUCUUCGCCGGGUCUCUUCAACCACAUCAACCACUCGGCGGCUACGGGUCCCGCAACCAUGCGGACCCCGAUGCACCUGGGUCUCUCCGAGUGCUCUUACGCUCGGCCGCCACCCCUGAAGUGCGCACGCCAUUCAAUUCCGUCGUUGUCAACAAAGACUGCCGACGGAAGCAGAGUCAGCAUCCUCAAUGACUCUGACCAGGAUCCCGCUGCCACACACGACCGCAAGCGGUGCUUGUCUGUUCCUGGGCCCUCGCCCGUGUACUCAACGGCUAGCUACAGCCCGUUCCGCGCCCAGUCAACACCUGGCGCCACACCGCAACAGGCCCCGUCAUCGCUGCCUUCCCUGAACACGCUGGUCCAGGCUGUGGGACUAGUGACAUCCGAGUCAUCAGCAGUGCCCCCGCCGGCUAACAAUCGGACGCACAGCCUCCCUGUGAUGCCGCUCCACCGCCAGGCACCGCCUCCGCCUCCCACACAGACCAACAAGACCAUGGCCAAGCGCAAGUACAAGUGCACAUUCACCGGGUGCGGCAAAGCGUUCACCACCAGCGGCCACCUGGCCCGCCACCAGCGGAUACACACGGGCGAGAAGAACUUCCCCUGCCUGUUCCCGGGCUGCACCAGCCGCUUCUCGCGGCAAGACAACAUGAUGCAGCACUACCGCACACACUUGUCGUCAAAGUCGCGGCGAAAUGGCAGCCCGCGCAAAGUUGUCUUCCUCGACCCUGUUGUCGACCCGUACCGGGCGAGCCCUAGCAUGUAUGGCACACCAAACUAUGCCAACACUGCCCCUGUCCACCAUCCCUAUGCCCAUCCCCAUGCCCAUCCCCACCAUGCCCAGCGGUACUCGGCGAGCGUGCCGACAUCUGUCCCCCAGCAAUAUCAGCAGCCGCAGGUGACUGGUCAGCGGGCACCAGCUCAGCCGUAUGGGCUUCCGGCAGUCCACAUGCUGGCAGCUAAUAAUGUCGCUCCGGGAUCCCCGGCGACAUCGCACGAGUACCAUCACAGCAUGCCCAAGCAGCCGUCUACUGCGGCUCCCCGCACCGCGGCUGCUGGCCCCAUGGCUUACUACUGAGGCACUUUGCACCAAUUCAUCACAAGCAUGCAUCAUUCAACCCGCGCGCAGUAAAUGCAUUAAUUUUUCCUU
Linderina pennispora is the source of this 1540-nucleotide messenger RNA. RefSeq lists its product as uncharacterized. Gene Ontology annotation, molecular function: DNA-binding transcription factor activity, RNA polymerase II-specific; RNA polymerase II cis-regulatory region sequence-specific DNA binding. Gene Ontology annotation, cellular component: PcG protein complex; transcription regulator complex. Gene Ontology annotation, biological process: regulation of transcription by RNA polymerase II. The record is from RefSeq and is a predicted model, not a curated record. Bases 356 to 1468 code for a protein of 370 amino acids. The transcript has a single exon. Lineage: Eukaryota; Fungi; Kickxellomycota; Kickxellomycetes; Kickxellales; Kickxellaceae.